AUUCAUAUUCCUUGACUAAAAGAAAGGUAUAUUCCCUGGUUUGUAGUGAUCAUGUGGGUGUUAUAUUCAUAUUCCUUGACUGAAAGAAAGGUAUAUUCCCUGGUUUGUAGUGAUCAUGUGGGUGUUAUAUUCAUAUUCCUUGACUGAAAGAAAGGUAUAUUCCCUGGUUUGUAGUGAUCCUGUUGGUGUUAUAUUCCUAUUCCUUGACUGAAAGAAAGGUAUAUUCCUUGUUUUGUAGUGAUCCUGUUGAUGUUAUAUUCCUAUUCCUAUACUUAAAGAAAGGGGACAAAUGUCAGUACCAUGUGAUCUACACACAAACAGACAUUUUUAAAUAACUGUCCCUUAAUGUUUUUACACAUAAAUUGCACAUGCAUUGUGUAUUUGACCCAGAACAAAAUGAUCUACAUCUGAACCAACUAUUGUGAAGUUAACAAAUUUAAUAUCACUAGAAAGUAUCAUUAUGUUAAGAGAAAAGUGACACGUAGCCAGAUAAAAACAGUUAAUUUCAUAAUCAGUCUCCUGUGUUUUCUGUGAAAAACAAAGACAUCUGACGGUAGAUUCCGAAAUUUGUCUGAUUGUCAUACUUGUCACUUUAAAGCCUACUGCAGACGAGAGCUGCCAGCUAAGAAAAACGUUACUUAAGACAUUUUGCUCAGCUGUAGGCUCCUAGCAAUUUCACUGCACACAAUGAGCUACGUGCUGAGCUAGUUUGCUUACAACUGUCACAAUGACGUCAAGAUGACUCAAUUUUCGUGUUGGCUAAUUCAGCUCAGCUGAUGGCAUACGUAGCCUGCACACAGUGAGAUUUUUGCCAUGCGUGGCCAGAAUAUCAAACACGAUAGAUAUUUUUCUCAUGACCAAAUCUUUUUUUUUGAUGCCUUUGAUUUAUUUACUCAAAUUUAUCAACAUGUAGUACAACUGGUUGUGUUCUGUUUGCUAAUAUAUUGCUGGUUCUGGCAGAUUUGAAGAGUACCAGUCUUGUAUGCAUUUGUUUUCAUUUUAAUCAUAUCACUGCCUAGAACCGAUAUUGUCUAUUGCUUCUGUUAUAUCGACAAAUCCUGGUAGUGUGACUACAAAAAAUUGUGAUUAAAUCUUUGUCUUCUGUUAAUGUCUUACGUUUGGAGGUCAUUUACCAUUAUUUAAGUGAGUAGAUAUUCAGAGAAUUUUUACAUUUUAGAACUGCAAUGGGCCUGUUUUCCAUUAAUGUGAUUCUGUGCACGAUUUAUUAUGUGUGUUAACAUGCACGGAAAUGUGCUUUUCGAAAUCUGCAUUUUCACAAGUGGAUUAUUAUACAGAAUUUGACGUUGAAGCUGCAGCUUUAUACAGGAUACUCCCCAAGUGUCUUGUGAUAUCAUAAUUUAUCAGCACAAGUUGAUAAAAGUAUUUUUAUACUGUUACCAACAAGUUAAAUACAUACUUUUUAUACUGUUACCAACAAGUUAAAUAAAUUAUGAUAUGACAAGACACAAGGGGGGUAUUCUUUUUAUCAUCCACUAUCAUUCUUUUCAUAUGUGACAAUUGUAAACAAUGUCAGUAAUGUGAGUUGAAUGUCACUAUAUUUGGCAGCGGUAGACUCGUUAACUUGCAAAACGACAAUGGCGUGAAGUCACUAAUGAUAAGAUUAGUGCUGAAACUUGCACAUUGACGAAACAAAAUAUUGUCUUAUGAUUAAAAUUUGACCAAUCAAGAUUAUAAGAAGCGAUAUCUCCUAGGAAAAUAUUGCAUGAGAUAUCGCAAAUUAUAGUGCCAGCGAUAUCUCUUACAAAAGUCUUUAAUGGAUGAUAAAAUGAUGUCAUCACUCUGAAAAUCAAGAAUUGCUAAUUAACUUACUUUUUUGAGCACAUCAAAUUUGUGUUCAUGUAAAACGGGCAUAAUAAUGCAUUUCUUUCCUACUAUUUAAAAUGUGGUGUAUGGCAAAUUGCUAUAUCAGUUAUUUUUAAAAUCCCAAUGUGCAAUUUAUUAAAUUAUUAUUUACUUAUUAACUGUUUGGUAUAUUUGUUCAUUAACAGUCUUAAAUAUAGAUCUGUAAUUGCUUAAUUAUCAGUAUCAACAAUUGUUUUACCAUAGUUCAGUUAUGGUACCAAGACAUAGCAAGAUGUGUCACUACAGUAAUACUCAGUGUCCCAGGCAUUGUUUAUCAUGUGUCACUACAGCAAUACCCAGUGUCCCAGGCAUUGUUUAUCAUGUGUCACUACAGCAAUAUCCAGUGUCCCAGGCAUUGUUUAUCAUGUGUCACUACAGCAAUACCCAGUGUCCCAGGCAUUGUUUAUCAUGUGUCACUACAGCAAUACCCAGUGUCCCAGGCAUUGUUUAUCAUGUGUCACUACAGCAAUAUCCAGUGUCCCAGGCAUUGUUUAUCAUGUGUCACUACAGCAAUAUCCAGUGUCCCAGGCAUUGUUUAUCAUGUGUCACUACAGCAAUAUCCAGUGUCCCAGGCAUUGUUUAUCAUGUGUCACUACAGCAAUACCCAGUGUCCCAGGCAUUGUUUAUCAUGUGUCACUACAGCAAUACCCAGUGUCCCAGGCAUUGUUUAUCAUGUGUCACUACAGCAAUAUCCAGUGUCCCAGGCAUUGUUUAUCAUGUGUCACUACAGCAAUACCCAGUGUCCCAGGCAUUGUUUAUCAUGUGUCACUACAGCAAUAUCCAGUGUCCCAGGCAUUGUUUAUCAUGUGUCACUACAGCAAUACCCAGUGUCCCAGGCAUUGUUUAUCAUGUGUCACUACAGCAGUACCCAGUGUCCCAGGCAUUGUUUAUCAUGUGUCACUACAGCAAUAUCCAGUGUCCCAGGCAUUGUUUAUCAUGUGUCACUACAGCAAUACCCAGUGUCCCAGGCAUUGUUUAUCAUGUGUCACUACAGCAAUACCCAGUGUCCCAGGCAUUGUUUAUCAUGUGUCACUACAGCAAUAUCCAGUGUCCCAGGCAUUGUUUAUCAUGUGUCACUACAGCAAUAUCCAGUGUCCCAGGCAUUGUUUAUCAUGUGUCACUACAGCAAUAUCCAGUGUCCCAGGCAUUGUUUAUCAUGUGUCACUACAGCAAUACUCAGUGUCCCAGGCAUUGUUUAUCAUGUGUCACUACAGCAAUACUCAGUGUCCCAGGCAUUGUUUAUCAUGUGUCACUACAGCAAUACCCAGUGUCCCAGGCAUUGUUUAUCAUGUGUCACUACAGCAAUACCCAGUGUCCCAGGCAUUGUUUAUCAUGUGUCACUACAGCAAUACCCAGUGUCCCAGGCAUUGUUUAUCAUGUGUCACUACAGCAAUAUCCAGUGUCCCAGGCAUUGUUUAUCAUGUGUCACUACAGCAAUACCCAGUGUCCCAGGCAUUGUUUAUCAUGUGUCACUACAGCAAUAUCCAGUGUCCCAGGCAUUGUUUAUCAUGUAGAUGAGUUAUGCUGUCUCGGUGCCAUAUGCAGUGUACUAUUGCAUUUUGGGAAAUGCCACAUAAAGGAUGUGUAUUACUACUCUUUGUGUUAAAUAUUACAGCAGAUCAACUAUGUGUAAUACAUGUAACUUGUGUACAUGUAGUUAUAUAAAAUGUACAUACUGUAUAGUUAAUAAUAAAAAUGUUUUGUAAUUUAUUCAUAUAAUUGUUUUAAUAGUUGAUUAUUUAUUAAUAUUUUUAAUAAUAAUGUUUUGUAAACAUAGUAAAAGUUAUAACGACAUUGUUCUAUAUAAGAAAACAGUAUUUUUUAUGAUCUUGACUUUUUCUGUUUUACAAUAUCAUUAAACAAAAACACUAUUCAGAUUCUGUAAACACAAAAGUAAAGAAAGGAAGAAACGAAAA
Molecule: messenger RNA, 3779 nt
Organism: Gigantopelta aegis
Lineage: Eukaryota; Metazoa; Mollusca; Gastropoda; Neomphalida; Peltospiridae
Exons: 2
Coding region: 2184-3377 (397 amino acids)
Source: RefSeq, a predicted model, not a curated record